AAAAUCUACGUACAGAAAUAAAGAGAGAGAGAAAAAAAAGAUGGGAAAAGUAUUAGAGGAACCGUUAUUGCAUGAUGCAUCAUUAACAUCUCAUGUUUUUGAAGAAGGAGAUGUGGCUGCGAAAAUAACAAAGGUGAAAAAGGGGUCAUUAAGUGAUAGUGUUUCACCUUCACCAAGUCCAUUGUUAGUUGUUUCACCAAUAAUACCUGGGAAAUAUCCAGUUUUAUUAUUUUUCCAUGGCUUCAUUCUCAAGCCUAGCUGGUACAAGUCUCUCCUUCAACACAUUUCUUCCCACCGCUACAUAGUUGUUGCUCCUCAGUUUUCUUCUCUGAUUUCUCAAAGCAAGGAAGUGAAAAAAGCAGCCAAAGUUACAGAAUGGUUAAGCAAUGGCCUAAACUCAGUUCUACCGGAGAAAGUGGAACCAGAUCUUUUCAAGAUCGCCGUCUCAGGCCACAGCAGAGGUGGUAAAACAGCAUUUUCACUAGCUUUAGGAUAUGGAAACCUCUCCAGCUCAACCCCAACAACUCCUCUCAAAUUUCAAGCACUUCUAGGAAUCGAUCCAGUUGCAGGUUCCUCUCCGUCAAGCCAAUCUGCCCCGAAAAUUCUCCAAUAUAUUCCUCGAUCGUUCGAUCAGAGCGUCCCCGUGGCGGUGAUUGGCGCCGGCUUGUCAAACCAACGCGCAUAUUACAUCUUCCCACCAUUUGCACCAAACGGUGUCAACCAUUCAGAGUUUUUUAACGAGUGCAAGCCACCUUGUUAUUAUUUUCUAGCUAAGGAUUAUGGACACACUGAUAUAUUAGAUGACAAAAUUGCUGCAAUAGCUAGUUUGAUUUCAAAGAGUGGAAAAGGAUCAAAGGAUUUGAUGAGAAAAGCUGUUGGAGGGAUUGUUGUGGCCUUUUUGGAAGCUAAAUUGGGAGGUCAAGUGGAUUUUCUGAAUGAUAUUGUGAAAGCGCCUUCUCUUGCUCCUAUUACACUUGAUCCAGUCAUACCUAUGUCAAAUAACUAAGAUCUUUUUUCUUGCAAUAAUUUUGUGUUGUUGAUUUUAAAUCAUGGAGUUUAGAACAUUGAAAGAAAGGGGACUUUAGAGAAAAGGUAUUAAAUAUAGCUCCAUUUUGCUGAGUUGUUCUGAUCAUUCUUUCUUCUAUUUGGUACCAUUAAUGUCUUAGUUGACUGCCGAAUCUUUCGGUACUGUUUCGGAUUUUUGGUGAAGUUCUUUGAACAUUAUCUUUAGUAGGAUAGCUUUUUUCUUUUCUAUGAUGUUAAAGAAGGUUAGGUUCCUAUGUCCCCCUCCGUAACUGUAAUUUGCUGCUUAUUUGUUUACUCAGUAGGGGGAGGUGAAAGCCUAGGUGAAUGGUUUUUUGCAGUGGCGGAGUCAAAAAUUUCGGAUCAAAAAUAUAAAAGAGUAAGAAAUGAGGAAGCCAAAAAGCCUAGGUGAAUGGUUUUUCACUUUUUUGGUUAAAAAAAAAUUGUUCUGUAUCGUUGAUUCUGAAUUGCGGGUUUGUAUGAGUUCUUAUAUAGAAGUUCAAAUCAAAUGUGCUUAAUGAUUAUACGUAUGUGGGCUUACAGACUAUUGGAUUGAUCAAUUAGAUAAGAACCAUUUUUUGCGCGGAUUGUCCUUUUUUGGGGUGGUCUUAAAUUUUUGUCCCUCACAUUGCUGGUCUUUAAUUUUUGUCCUUCACUUAAAAAAGUGGCUGAAAAAAUUCCCAGAUUCUGGGUUUGCACCCCGAUCAGUCAAAGAAAAAAAAAAUUCGCAAGGCAAGGCUUUGGGAAAAGUCUGCCUUAUGCGGCACAGGUUUCC
Messenger RNA from Lycium barbarum (goji berry), 1798 nucleotides. RefSeq names its product chlorophyllase-2-like. Lineage: Eukaryota; Viridiplantae; Streptophyta; Magnoliopsida; Solanales; Solanaceae. The record is from RefSeq and is a predicted model, not a curated record. The transcript is spliced from 3 exons. Gene Ontology annotation, molecular function: chlorophyllase activity. Bases 41 to 1006 code for a protein of 321 amino acids. Gene Ontology annotation, biological process: chlorophyll catabolic process.